Molecule: messenger RNA, 4804 nt
Organism: Chelonoidis abingdonii (Abingdon island giant tortoise)
Lineage: Eukaryota; Metazoa; Chordata; Testudines; Testudinidae
Source: RefSeq, a predicted model, not a curated record
CCCCAAAGCUACAGAGCCGCCGUUCGCAGCUCCCCAUCCACCGAGGUCUACGCUGGCCUGGCCCUGGAUGUAAUUCAGCGCAGCCCUAGGGCUAGUGUAACCCUUGGUGCCCAGCUAGGGCCGGCAGAGGCCAGUGUGCAGCGGUGCCUGGUCCCCGUGGGCGAUUGCCUGUCGCCUUGCUCCCAACUGGAAAUGCUUCUCAAAGUAGGAACAGAACUAUAAUAAGAAGACACUGCAUCCCAAGACACUGCUCUCUCUUUCCUGCCCAUUGGAUUUUCUGUACCUGAAAAGACAAAGGAAGGAGCCAUUAGACUGUGGCGGAGGGUCCUCCUAACCUAAAGAGUUUGGCAAUAGAAAAUCAGCUAAAGAUAUGUGGCUUUAAGAGGGACAUGGAUGUCUCAGUGUUGUACCUUGCUAGACAGGGACUAAAAGAAGUCCCUAAUCUAUCACGAUUUCAGAUCUUAAGGUAUUUGUGGCUUAACAACAAUAAGAUCCAGAAGCUAACAUUCUUGAUCAAUAAUUAUUGCUUGACAGAACUCUACCUCAACAAUAAUGAGCUUAUAGAUAUAGCAGGUGCUCUGAAACAUUUGCAUGCAUUGCAGAUCUUGUUGCUUCACAACAACCAGCUGAAAAACCUUGACACAACAGUGAAGGAACUAAAGGGAAUGAUAAGUCUGCAGACCCUCAAUCUAUUUCACAACCCUCUGUCACAAGAUCCAGGUUACCGUCUUUAUGUGACAUACUUCCUUCCCUCAGUACAGCUCCUCGACAGGAAGAAAGUUACUCAAAAAGAAAGGGAAUCAGCUUUACAUAUUUACAACCACGAAAGGUCCCGUGUUCUCCAGUCUAUAAGUUUUGGAAAGAGAAUAGAUAUGCCAGUGGUGGCUAAGACAGCAUCUACCAUAAGCACUCCAUGUGCCAAAAGUUUGCUGCUGUCUCCAGGUUAUGAAGUUGCAAAUCACAUAAAUAAAGUUCCAUUUGAGAACCCUGAAGAUGCUGUUUUUAUGAGAGCAAUGAAGAGAUCUAUAAUGGAAUUUUCCUCUGUGGAUUGGAAUAAAAUACCCACCUGUCUAGGAAUACGCCUUGAAAACAAACCAGAAGACCCCUAUGAGAAGCUGACAGUCAAAUUCAGAUAACUGUUCGGUUCUUUAGAAAAUAUGUACGUACAUGUUGGAUAUUAAACUUUUAUUGUAAGUUAAUAUCCAUAAGACAUGUAUGCUAUAACUUAUACUUGAUUAAAAGAACUUUCAGCAGGAAAAUGUUAAAUUCAUUUCCUUUAAUCGCAACUGUAGGGAUUCAAGGAUUAAAGUUAGAAAAUGCUGGUCACAGAUUUGCUGUAACUUUAUCAUAAUGUUGCCACUAAUUGAAUUCUCAUGAGUACCAUAUUGUCUGUUGUGACAAAUUAACAAAGCACACCUGUACAUUAAUUUUUAGGACACUAAGGACAAAUAUAUUGAUCUUUGAUAGUCUUUGCUGGUGGCCUCCUCUUUUCUAACUUAAUCAGGGCUUCUCUUACCACCUUAGUUUCUAACACUUCCAGGUCAGAUUAAGGCUUCAUGUGGCCUCUCUCUUUCCCAAAUGAAGUUACUGCAAGGUUCUCUGUGUAUAAGGUUAUUAUAUAGUCCUUAUCAUGGUUAUCUUAAUUUUUUCCUCUUUCCCAACUCCUGCUACAAUCCACUUUUUUCUUUGCUGAUUGUUCAAAGGAAAGUGUUUGGAACUGGCAGCAGGGAAAGCUAAUUACAUUAGGAAUGUAGAGAAGAUGCAAGGUAAGUCCACGCUGGCUUCUUACAAGAGUCCCAACAUUUCUUACCUCCUGUUAGCCAGAAACCUUUCUUGGCAAUUGUUCUCAAAGUGGUCAAGCUGAAACACUAGGAAUUAGCCAGACAGAGGUGUUAAUCCCUCCUCAUGGGAAAACUCUACUGCACUGCUCUCAUGGAGAACCUCUUGAGUUGUUCCAUCAAAGGAAAGGCAGGAUUUAUCUCCCAGUGUACGUGGGGUAGGGGAGAGCUUUGGUGGAUCAGAGAGCCAUGACUGAAUGCACAGAGCCUAGCCUGCAUCCUAGCAGUUAAACACUGUAGGUGCUUUAUCCCAGGAUGUACAAUUAGAAGAGAUCUAAUAUUUUAUCUCACAGCAGUAUGAAGCUGAGUGUGGUGUAGAAGAAAAUGUCAGUCUCCAGGAAAGAGGGAAGUACAUUGCACUGGGACAGUUGUAAUGUAAGGUUACGCUCUGAUUUACCCAAUUACAGAAGUAAAUUUCAUGUUCUUAAAUUCUCUCAAGAUUUUGUGUGCACUGAGAAUACUCCAGCCUAGCACUGUAGGGACCCAAGCAUGACUUUCCCUCUAAUUGCUCCUCCCCACUGCCAGGGGUGAUGUGCCACCAAGCAUUGGAACAGACAGCAAGGAGACUGUCUCUCCUGUGCUCUCAAUGCUCCCCCUGCUAAUAUGGAAGAGAAAGAAGAAACUGCAUGACUGAAGAGAGAUGCAUGUGGGGAAGGUGGCUUGCGGGAGCCAGAGGGUGAGGAGGAACAGGAGCUAGUGGAGGGAGACAGGAGCUGUAGUGGGGUGCAAGGAGAGGGAGAGGGGUUGAAGGGGUAUAUAGGCACAGGACAGGAGGAGGUCAUAAACCAGAGGAUGGAGGGGACUAGCUAGAAGGAGAGGGGGGUAGGGGCAAGAGCCAAGUGGGGAACUGGAUAGGAGCAGAAAGGGGGGAGGGAGGCAGGAACCAAGGUAGGAUGGAUAGAGUAGAGGCAUACCCCUGCCACCCAUCCCCCUUCAUCCCUCUCCCUUCGAGGCAGCCCCAUACUCCUCUCACCCAUGUUUCCCCCCACUUCUCCACCCAUAAAUGCCCCUUGGUCUCCAGGCCACCAAGCAUUUAUGUUCUAACUUUUUGGUUUAAAAAGAAAAACAAAACCAAAAAACCCCUUUGAUUACAUUCUGCCAAAAUAAAGUAACUCUGGUAGGGGAAGUGAGAAGGGGGCUCAGGUGAGGUACAUAUGGGGGUGCCACUAACUCCUACCAACAAACAUUUCUCUAACUCUUUAGAAAACUAGGAAAUUAAAUGGCAAAAAACUUCCUUAAGACAGUGUUAUGAUUGCCAGGUUAUAGCUCAUCUCCAGACUGUCAGGAUCAGCCAAACUCAAACCUUUGAAAACUAGGAACAGUAAAUGUAGUCAAGGUGAAUGCCCAUUCAACCCUAACUCCUUCCUCUUUGAGAAAUGCCCAAUACACCCCCUCACACACAUACCCCCCUGCUCUGCUUUUUUACUGUAAUGGACAGGUGCUACCUGCGCUUGCCGACUCAAACACUGAGCCGACUGCCUUGACAAUGCCACACUUGUAAAAGUGUGGGUAUGAAGUCGCUGUUAAAUUUUACAACUCCUUCACACUUAGGAUACCACCUAAACCUAUGCUUUCCUCUAUCCAGCCUUAAGUCCAUGGACUGUUCUCAUAUCCCGCCUCACUACUGACAAUACCCAUGGCAAGAAGACCCCAGUGCCCUGUUAUGGACAACCUACAGAAUUCUAAAAUGAAGUGAUGCAGACUGGAACUUCAAGUGAUACAUACAUCUCCUUUCAUUGAUAACACACAAAGCGGGAAGUGGGGGGAGAGAGAGAGACUCAAGACACAGAAUUCCUCAUAUCAUAAUCACAGGUCUUCCAGCCUGGUCCAACUUACUCUUCCACCAUUCAAUAUAAUUACACCUAACAGCUGCAGUUUCCAGUGGCUCUUGCCAGCUGCAUGGGAACGGAGUUAAGGUUACGUGGGUGUUUACCUUAACCCUGAAUUUCCCAGAUUUCAGAAGUUUGAGUUUUGUUGAACUUGACGUUCUGGAGGGGCACGAACUAUCACCUGGCAACCUUAACUUUGUGAUAAUUUUUUUUGCCAUUUAAUUAAAUGGCAACUGGUAUACAUGCUCUCUGGGAUAUUAUUUCUUCCUUUAGAUUGACUAGGGAGUCCUGUUUUCUCUAUGUGAGCUUUUUAAAGACCUAAUCCUACACACACCAAUUACUAAGCAUAGUGAUUCCUGUAACCCAAAUUCUGCUACCCUUGCACAGGGUGAGUGGUACCUUACUUUGUGAACUGUCCCUUUGAUUUCAUGACAUACUGUACCACUCAUCAAAUAUAAGGGUGAGAGAAUCAAGGGUGACUGGGAAUUUUCCCAUUGGCUUCAAUGGGUCCAGGACUUUUUGUCUUGUAUUGGCCAUCAAGCAUGUGGUCAAUGCUUACCAAAUAUUUCAGAAACAUAAAAUCCCACUGUUCUAGAAAGGAAACCUUUCCUUAAAACAAAAUUUAGAAACUAUCCCACUCUAGUUAAUGUAAAUGUUUAAUAUUAAAAACUUGGGGCUAAUCUUUUCAUUGGUCUGUGACAGACUUGAAUAUCUUUGAAAAAAUAAUUGCCCACUUCACUUGAAGUGGUCUCCUACAGCAUCUGUGAACCACUUAUCCUUAGCAACUUGUCCCACCUUGUAUUUAGCUCACACACACUGGUUAGCUUCCUUAGGCCCAAAGAAGAGCUCUGUGAAACUCAAAAGCUUGUCCCUUCUACCAACAGAAGUUGGUCCAAUAAAAGAUAUCACCUCACCUGUCUUGUCUCUCUGAACAAAUAAGUAAUUAUUUGAAAGAUACAUUUCACGGUCAACUUGAGACAGCUGGAUCAGCAGUAUCAUUUAAUGAAAAUUGUCACAAAACAGACAAAUUAUAUAUUGCUGUGCACCAACAGCAGAAACUCACUAAUCACAGUAAAGACAGUGAAGAGAGUUCAGAAUCUAGAUGAAGACUCUCAAAAAAAAAAAUAAUAAAAACUU